AUGGCCGACGACAGCGCAACCCCCGGUGUAAGAGUCCCUAGCCACCGCUACGGUCGUCAUUACCAUCGGCGGAAAAUCAAAGAAGCAGUAGACUCAAUAAGCUCUUUACCUGAUGUGAUCCUCCAACAUAUCCUCUCCUUUAUUCCGACCAAACUCGCCAUCACAACUUCCCUCUUGUCAAAACGAUGGAGACAUGUAUGGUGUGAUACACCUUCUCUUUCAUUUAAUGAUUACAGACUGGAGGCUCCAUUUAUAGACGAAACCCUAACUCGCUAUACAGCUUCCAAGAUGAUGCGUUUUCACCUCCAUACCAGCUUGAUCAACAAUGUUCCCCACUUAGAAAGUUGGAUCAAGUUCGCCAUGUCCCGUAACGUGGAUCAUCUGUCCCUGGAUCUCUGGAAUCAAGUUGCCAAUAAGUUUAAGUUUCCUGAUUUCUUCCACAUCAAUUCAUCUCUCAAGCAACUCACUGUUGUGUUAGACUUUUCUGAUACGAUGAUUGCCAUAUGCUGAAGAAGUUGUACUUGAGUACUUGUCUUCUCUCUGAUGAAUCCAUGGCUAACAUUCUAUUUGGUUGUCCAAUUCUCGAGAGCUUAACACUAGAUCACUGCGGUGGACUAAGGGUUCUUGAUCUCAGCAAAUCACUGCGCCUGAGAACAUUAGAAAUAAACUGUAACAUUUGGGUUCCCGAGCUAACGGCAAUGCAGAUUGUGGCUCCACAUACCCAUUGUCUCAGAUUGAGAAACUCUAAAUUACCAUGUAGUCUUGUUGAUGUCUCAUCACUGAAGGAAGCUAAACUUAACAUUUGCAUUGACUCAUUUUCUAAAACCAUCAAGGCUGACUUUCUUCAAGUCACGCUGUUAAAGAUGUUGGAAAAGUUGCACAACGUGGAGAAGCUUACUUUGGGUGGAAACUUUCUUCAGAUUUUAUCCGUUGCCGAGCUUCGUGGUGUCCCUUUCCCGAUGUUCAAGGUGAAAGAUUUGACUCUCGAGACAGUCAUCUUUCAGUAUGUUAUUCCUGGUAUAGAAAGAGUGUUACAAAACUCACCUGAUUUAAAGAAGCUAACAUUACUCACAAAGGAUUUCUACCAUAAACCGGGUGAGUAUCUUGGCGACCACAUGGAUUUGGAAGGCUUUAAUCUCGAUCAAUGUUGGAAAUCAAAAUAUGGUGUCUUUUGGAACAAGUCAUGUUUGGAUGUAGAGUCAGAGCACGUUGUUUCAUUCGUGGAACUUAUGCUUAAAAACACAAAGGCAUUAGACAAGAUGGUCGUACUGUUGGAAGACCAUUACGUUAGGUUUAAAGAGAUGGUUCCAAGACUUUCUCACAACUAUAAUAUCUCCAUUGCCCUCUACACCUUCAAGCCGCAAAGUUAG
This is a messenger RNA of Arabidopsis thaliana (thale cress), 1370 nucleotides long. Its product is annotated as RNI-like superfamily protein. The record is from RefSeq and is marked reviewed. NCBI's taxonomy places the organism in Eukaryota, Viridiplantae, Streptophyta, Magnoliopsida, Brassicales, Brassicaceae. The annotation marks the transcript as partial. The transcript has 3 exons.